AUGGAGUUGGACACCGGCGCUAGUGUGUCGACCAUUGAUGAAGGCAAGUUUGCCGAGCUUUUUCCGUCGGUGUCGUUGGAGCCAUCGAGUGUGGAGCUGAAAAGUUUUUUCGGAGACAUGAAACGCGUCCAGGGAAAGCUGGAAGCAAUGGUCAAACUUGGCGACAAGGAGCGCCAGCUACCAUUAUUUGUCAUGAAAGGGGCGUGUUCUACGCUGUUUGGACGAAGCUGGAUGAAGGCAUUCAAGCUAGGCAUCGCUCAGACGGAGGGAGUCAACGUCGUGAAGUCUACGGGAGACCUGGUAAGCCAAUAUCACGAAGUUUUUUCGGAGCAUCUUGGCACGUUUCACGGCGUUACAUCGUCUAUAUUCGUACAAAAGGGUGCGAAGCCACGUUUUGUCAAGGCACGUCCAAUACCAUUUGCUUUGCGCGAUAGGGUUUUUGAAGAACUACAGAGGAUGGAACGGGAAGGCGUUAUCAAACCGGUGAAAACUUCUCAGUGGGCCGCGCCCAUCGUUCCUGUAUUGAAGUGCGACGGCCGUGUUCGAGUCUGCGGCGAUUUUAAGACUACCAUAAACCCGGUGAGAGUCGUCGAGUCCUACUCUAUUCCUAGGAUUGAGGAACUUUUUGCGCGACUUACAGGGGGCAAGACGUUCACAAAGCUUGACUUGCAAGAUGCCUACCAGCAGGUUCCACUCGAUGAGGAGUGCCAAGAGCUAGUCACCAUUAACACUCCGAAGGGGUUAUACCAAUUCACAAGGCUGCCGUUCGGGGUUUCAUCAGCUCCGGCUAUAUUUCAGCGAGAGAUGGAAAAUCUCUUGCACGAUCUUGACCAUGUGGUAGUGUACUUUGAUGAUAUUCUGGUCACAGGAACCAGUGACAAAGAGCAUUGGGAAAAUUUGGGCCGAGUGUUGGAUCGCCUGAAGACCUCGGGACUGCGACUGAAGUUAUCCAAAUGCGAAUUCAUGAAACCAGAAGUACAGUACUUGGGCCAUAUCAUUAGUGCGGCUGUGCUGCGUCCAAACCCGGCUAAGACUGAAGCAGUGCUGGAAGUCCCCGCACCCUGA
Molecule: messenger RNA, 1065 nt
Organism: Rhipicephalus microplus (southern cattle tick)
Lineage: Eukaryota; Metazoa; Arthropoda; Arachnida; Ixodida; Ixodidae
Source: RefSeq, a predicted model, not a curated record